UCUGCCUCCGAAUCUACAGACAGAGAUGUCCAGCCUCCAAGAGCUGUGCUCCGGCCUGCCCCUGCAGCCCCUCCCCGAGAACCGGGGCCGCCGGCCAGGGGUGCCUCACGCCCCAGUCAGGACCCCCGGGCUCAGCCCUGAGGAGGAACAGCUGGCGCUGCGGAACGCCCUGCGCUACUUCCCCCCCAGUGCCCAGGAGCUGCUGGCCCCCGAGUUCGCCCAGGAGCUGCGCCUGUACGGACACAUCUACAUGUACCGGCUCUGCCCCAGCAUGGAGAUGAAGGCCUACCCCAUCGACCAGUACCCCUGCCGGACCAAGGCCGCGGCUGCCAUCAUGCACAUGAUCAUGAACAACUUGGACCCUGCCGUGGCCCAGUUUCCACAGGAACUCGUGACCUAUGGAGGAAACGGGCAGGUAUUCAGCAACUGGGCUCAGUUCUGGCUCACCAUGUCCUACUUGUCGAAAAUGACAGAGGAACAAACCCUAGUCAUGUACAGUGGACACCCACUGGGCCUCUUCCCCAGCAGCCCUGGCGCCCCGAGGCUGGUCAUCACCAACGGCAUGGUCAUUCCCAACUACUCCUCCAGGACAGAAUACGAGAAACUCUUUGCCCUGGGCGUCACCAUGUACGGGCAGAUGACGGCGGGCAGCUACUGCUACAUCGGCCCCCAGGGGAUCGUCCACGGCACCGUGCUCACAGUGCUGAACGCCGGGCGUCGGUACCUGGGGGUGGAGGACUUGGCUGGCAAGGUCUUCGUCACCUCCGGCCUCGGCGGAAUGAGUGGCGCGCAAGCCAAAGCGGCCGUCAUUGUGGGCUGCAUCGGGGUGAUAGCAGAGGUUGACAAAGCUGCGCUUGUAAAACGCCACCAGCAGGGCUGGCUGAUGGAAGUGACGGACAGCCUGGACCACUGCAUUGCCAGGCUCAGGGUAGCAAGAAAAAACAAGGAGGUUCUGAGCCUUGGCUACCAUGGCAACGUAGUGGAUCUCUGGGAGCGGCUGGUCCAUGAACUGGACACGACCGGGGAGCUGCUGGUGGAUCUGGGGUCAGACCAGACAUCCUGUCACAACCCGUUCAACGGCGGCUACUACCCCGUGCAGCUCAGCUUCUCAGAGGCCCAGAGCCUCAUGGCCUCCAACCCGGCUGCCUUCAAGCGCCUGGUGCAGGAGAGCCUGAGGAGGCACGUGGACGCCAUCAACAGGCUGGCCAGGGAGAAGCUCUUCUUUUGGGACUACGGCAACGCCUUCCUCUUGGAGGCACAGAGAGCAGGAGCGGACGUGGAGAAGAAGGGCGCCGGCAAGAUGGAGUUCCGCUACCCGUCCUACGUCCAGCACAUCAUGGGGGACAUAUUCUCCCAGGGGUUCGGGCCUUUCCGCUGGGUGUGCACGUCGGGAGACCCCCAAGACCUGGCCGUCACCGACCAGCUGGCCACUUCUGUGCUGGAGAGGGUCAUCGCGGAUGGAGUGAAGGAGUCUGUGAAGCUGCAGUACCUGGACAACAUCCGCUGGAUCCGAGAGGCUGCCAAGCACCAGCUGGUGGUGGGCUCCCAGGCCAGGAUCUUGUACUCAGACCAGAAAGGCCGCAUAGCCAUUGCUGUGGCCAUUAACCAGGCCAUCGCCAGUGGGGCGAUCAAGGCGCCGGUUGUCCUGAGCCGCGACCAUCACGACGUGAGCGGCACUGACAGCCCCUUCCGGGAGACCUCCAAUAUCCACGACGGCUCUGCCUUCUGCGCAGACAUGGCUGUGCAGAACUUCGUGGGAGAUGCCUGUCGAGGAGCCACCUGGGUGGCACUUCACAAUGGAGGAGGUGUGGGCUGGGGUGAGGUGAUCAACGGGGGAUUUGGCCUGGUGCUGGACGGGACCCCUGAGGCCGAGGAGAAAGCCCGGAUGAUGCUCAGCUGGGACGUCUCCAAUGGCGUGGCCCGUCGCUGCUGGUCUGGGAACUCAAAGGCCUAUGACAUCAUCUGUCAGACCAUGAGGGAGAACAGCCGUUUGGUGGUGACUCUCCCGCACCAGGUGGCCGAUGAGCACCUGCUCCAGCGGGCCCUGCAGCCGUGAGAGGAAGCGGGUCCUCCCCUCCCUCCUCCUCGCCCCUCUCCCCUCAGCCAUCCUCAGCCUGCUAGCUACAGCACACCUCUGGC
Dipodomys spectabilis (banner-tailed kangaroo rat) is the source of this 2139-nucleotide messenger RNA. It is a transcript of the gene Uroc1, whose product is annotated as urocanate hydratase 1. Bases 26 to 2056 code for a protein of 676 amino acids. Gene Ontology annotation, molecular function: urocanate hydratase activity. The transcript has 20 exons. Gene Ontology annotation, biological process: L-histidine catabolic process. NCBI's taxonomy places the organism in Eukaryota, Metazoa, Chordata, Mammalia, Rodentia, Heteromyidae. The record is from RefSeq and is a predicted model, not a curated record.